CCUCAGAGGCCUUUCUUCUUCUUUUAGAGGCAUUUCGGUGAAUGCUAAAUAAAGAUAAUGUAGUUCCCACACACACACGCUACCAUUAACUGGUUUCUUCAAGACUGUAAGUGAAAGGGCUGAUCAGUUUCCCUUUGCCUAUUUUUUAAAUUUCGCCCGUCUCCAAAAUGGCCGACGGAGGCAUUUCCGCGCCCCGCGACGUGGUGACGCAAUUUCGACCUCCCGACCAAUCAGCGGCGGCGGAGGGGACGCGGCGGAGAUUUGAACAUAACGGCGGUUAGUCUGUGAGGAGAAGGAGCCGCCGAAGGAAAGAAGGAAAGAAGGCGAAAUACGUCGAGAAGAAACAAGAUAAAGCUUCAGUGGAGACCCCAUUACCUCAUGAUAAUAAUUCUUCCAGGAGUAGAUUUCCGUUCUUUUUGAGGGGGAAAUUUCACUUUCUUCCUGCUGUCCUGCUUUCUUCAUAACUAGGAGACCUCUCUAAGAUGUGAAGGCCCUCUUUUCAUAAUAAAAAAAAAUCAAAUUGAAAGACUUUGCCAUUGGAACAAAAUGGAAGAGUCAAGUUUUGUUAAGGUACUUGCUACCUCACUGAUAGUUUGAGGGAUUUUGAUGUCUCCAUUCCCUUUGGGUAGAAGAGGAGAGAUGAAAGCCGUUUCCCUCAGCAUCAUCCCUGGAGGCACGCCUCUAAAAGACUUAGGGAAAUUUCGGGUGGACAGAACUUCUGGUUCACCUGUCAAAGAAGCUGUUUUUCCUUCAUCGGUUCUUCCUUGUGGAAAUAAUGGCUUGAGAAAAGAGGUUAAAAGGGGAAACACCCUCCAGUCAACUCUCAUCGCUGGUGCUCCUUUUGAUAAAUUAUUUCUUGACCUCAGUGAGAUAAAGCCAGUUACUGAAGAACCGGGGUCACCUUUGUGUGGCGUGAAGCAUGAAGCCAUGCCACCAACAGGGAGCACCUUCCUCAAAGGUAAAGCUUGCGAGCGGCUGCCUUUUAAGUCUCCAUCAAAAGUCUUCUCAGACAUGAAGACCAGGGCAGUUCUUAGAGCUAUACAGCAGGGCAAGCUUCCGGAAAGGAAUCUUCACAACACAAACAGCAUUGCAGACUACAUCAUCACCCCUGCAAGACGCCCAGGCCUUUUGGGAAGGCAAGGCGAGAAAUCAAAUGCCGAAGAAGAGAAGCCAAAGGAACCGCUGGCUGAGGAUCCACACGGAGAGGCCAAGGCGGAAAAAGUGCCCAGCCAUAUUGCAACAAAUGAAAAUGUAUGCGGCCCAGUUGCAGUGGAAUCGCCUCAUAAAUUCUUCUCCCGCAUAAAGCAGCAGCUGCAGCAGAAACUGGUUCGAAGAGAUGCUUCACUUGGCCAGAAUAAGCAACCUGACCCUCCUCCAGCUGCUGUGAAGCCCCCCUCUACCCAGCAGUUAAAUGAUCUCAAUGGAGGGUGUGUGAACCCCGCAGCCUCUCAAGUGGACACUUUCAUAGUGGAGCCAGUGGAGCCAGGAUCAGAGACUCUCAACCUGGCAGCUGAUGAGAUGGACACCAGCUUCUACCCUGAUGAGCCCGCCAGACUUUUAGAAGGAGUGGCCCCUGGAAAGCUCCCCCAAGAAGGAAGGGCAGUGCACCUGUCCAACGAGAUGUUUGGGCCAAGGGGACCCCAAGUAUUGGAACAUGGGCCACCGAUGCCAUCACAGCAGAUGUGUGAUAUUGUCUUUGCUACUCCAAGAGUCCACAUACCAAGAAAGCAAAAGACAGGAGGGGCUGUCUGCAAGCCUCUCUUGGAAAUUCCGUAUGCAGAUAAAGCCAGUGAUGGAAAGAAAGGGGGACAGCAAGUGGUCCAUAUUAGUGAGUGGCGAAUUAAGGUGAUCAACAACAACACUGCAGUGUGCCUGGAAGGAAAAAGGAGAGACAUGAACGAUGCUGAGUGGCACAGCAGUGCGAUUGUGGAAAGAAUUUCCUGCAAGCAAGUUAAAACGCUGACUGGAAACAUCUAUGUCUUGGAAGGGAGUGUGAAUUCAAGCGCCAUGAAGAAGGAAGGAAUGCCAUCUACAUUCAUCAAGAGGUUCAGUUUUGGAAUUCCAGAGAACUGGAAAAAGUUUGUUGAUGAACUCCUUCGCUACUUGAGGAAAGAGAAGAGAACCUUUCCUUUAAGCAGCAAUGGCAAGGACCAGGAUGAUCCUAUGGAAUCAGAGGCCUUGGAAGAACCGGGGCAUCUGCCCAAAGAUGUGAAGCAAAAGACGAAAGCGGAAAACAUCACGUACAGCGUAAUAGACCUGCACAGUAAUAAAACACCCGGCAAAGGGCAAAGGCUGCCCCUUCCCCAGAGCAGCCCCAACGUCAGCUUCACCCGCAGCGGCCGACGCGUGAAGCCCCCCCUGCAGUACUGGUGCGGGGAGCGGAUCCUGGUCGACCAAGAGCUCAAUGUCAUGGUGGCCAGAGGAGGUACCAACUAUUUGUCGACAGUGAGCAGCACGCAGUCCAGGGAAAGCUUCAAGUCCCCAAACAAAAACACAGCAGGUGAGAUGAAGGCGAGCAAAGAGGGAACUCCAAGCCAAGCCAAAGAAAGAACCAAUAAAAGAGCUGAAGAGGUCAUCAAAGAGCCUGAGCACAGAGAGCGGCAAACUCCACAGCGUUUUGUUUCCGAUUCUGAAGAAAGUGACUCCGGGAAGGUAAUUGCCGAGGUCCGCAAAAGGAAGGCCGUUGUCCCCUUGACACCUCUGAAUCCAAAGCUCCUGCGUGAAAAGAACCCCAGGUUCGUCAGGCAGCCCAGGUUGGAGCGGAACGUGCUGCGUCCAGACAGAGAGACCAAGGGCGGUGGCAGAACAAGCGGGGCACCCGAAAGCAAGCCCCCCACCUCCAAGCACCCGAAAGCAGUCCUCUGCCGGGACUCAAGUGCGGAGAGCCUCCCCAACAGCAGCCAAGACGAGUCUGACGAGGACGACAUCCUUUGCAUCAAGAGGAAAACCCAGCCUUUCAGGAGAGAAGCUUUGAGAUUGCAGCCUCCAGAAGCGGGUCCUGCAGCCCUUCAGAGCAGAAGGGCGAUAACGGUGGUGUGCUCUGGUCAGGAGGAGCCGCCUGGAGAGACCUCUUCUCCGGAUUCGCCGCAAAAGGGGUGGAACAUAAAGAACGGGUUGCGAAAGAGGGUCCAAAAUGACGCGGUAAAGAAUGGCCUGGGAUCGGAGUCGGAAGUGAGUGUCGGGGAGUGCCAGUCGAAAGGAGGGCGGAAAGGAGGGGCAGCCGGCAGAAGAGAAAGGUCCCCGGCUGCGGAGAGAAGAAAGGCUGGCAAAAGGCAAUGGCAGGUCAUCCAGGAUCCCCCCUCAGAGACCAACGAAGAGUGGAGUGAGAAGGAAGUGCGGAAACUGCACAGGGCCAUGGCUUCCCUUCCGAGGCACAAGAGCGGCUUCUGGCUGGAGGUGGCGGGGUGCGUGGGGUCGCGCACGGCGGAGGAGUGCCAGCAGAGGCACCAUGCGGAGCAGGAGGGCAAGGUGCAGGCCCCAAAGAGCACCGCCAGGCCUGGAAGAAGAAAGGAAGGCAGAGAAGAGAAGGAGGAGGAGGAGGGGGCCAAGCAGCCUGUGACGGUGGCAGCCAGAGUGGGGACCCUCAAGCGCAAGCAGCAGAUGCGGAUGUUCCUCGAACAGAUGCCCAAGGAGAACCAUGAUGACAUCUUCACCUCCUCCCCCUUACAGAAGAGGAACACCAAACUGCCAGAAUUCCUGACGGUCCCGGAGGAAGAUGUCUUCCAGCACAAGGAGGGCCACCCCAUCACGCCCGGCUCGGCCGUCUUCCCUCCGGUCAAGACCCCGCAGUGCAGACAUGUCUCCCCCGGGAUGCUGCUGCAGUCCCAGGACAGGAAAGACCGCGAGAAGCAUGUUUUCCAGCUGCAGAAGAACAUCAAGGGCAAGGAGCGCACCUGGCAGAACGUGAAGAAGAAACCGGCUGGGACCACCUUCACGACCCCCACUUCCCGGAAGCGCGUCUUUACCUUUCAAGCAGUGAACUUGGCGUCGGAUGGAACAAAGCGGCUGUUCCAAGCGGAGGAUGAAGAAAUGGACUCUUGCGACGAGGUCGAUUCGUAUUUUUCCACGUAAGAAGCGGCGGGUCCUUCUUUGUUCCUUCCAAGACCCUCCUCUGUUCCCUCCUUCUGGAAGCUGGCGUUCCUUCUUCGGCGUUCUUCGGAUGAAUUUGGAGUUCGGUUCCAUCUUUCACUUGGUUGGCAUUUGCUUUCCCGGUUCAGAGUUUCUUUGUGUCCCAGAAGGCCUUCCAGGCGAGGAGGCCUAAUCCUUCUCUCACUGGCCUGGGACUCUUCCCUGUGGCCCUGCCGCCUCUUGGAGCAGGGCUCAGCUCUUUUGAUGUUUUUUUCUUCAAGGGGGGAUAUAUUUUAUAAAGAAGCAAAAUAAUGUUGUUGUUUUUUAAAAGCUACUGUCCAAUAAACCGCCAAGUGCCGAGUUUAUUGCUUGCAAAGGAUCUUUACUGCAUAAAAGAAGAGAGAUUGUGUAUUUUUGUAUUAAAUCUUUUUUUCCUCAAUACCUUUUUAUAUGUUUUGAUGCAAGUUGUUGUGCUGGGUUGCAACAUAUGAUGGCAUCACACGCAUUGAAGGAAGGACAGCUUCAUGCAUGUUUCCUUUUCCUACUCUGAACAGCCAUAGAACUGGCACGUCUUUCUUUCUCUUGUCCUGGCUUCUUGUUACCAUAUUUAUUCUUGCAUUUCUCCCUCCCUGUGUCAAUGUAGAACACGCCUGGGCAAACUUCAACCCUGCAGGUGUUUUGGACUGCAACUCCCACCAUUCCUAACAGCCUCAGGCCCUUUCCUUUUCCCCCUCGGCCGCUUAAGCGGCCGAGGGGGAAAAGGAAGGGGCCUGAGGCUGUUAGGAAUGGUGGGAGUUGCAGUCCAAAACACCUGCAGGGUUGAAGCUUGCCCAUGGAGUUGAAGACCAAAACAACUGGGAGGAGGGCCCAAGUUUGUACAUGCUUACCAUGGGACCCUGGGGUGUGAGGACUCCAUGAACCAGAUGAGAUAGUUUAUGCAGUUGCUUUUCUGAACGAGACUUGAAUCCAGCGCUCCUAAUGCAGACCUCCCCUUGCCGCAGUCCAAUUUUGGCUCUUACUCUCUAUCUUGGAGUCUUUCCUUGGAGGCUUCUAAGCACAGGCUGGAUGGCCACCUGUUGGGGUUGCUCCGAUUGUGCUUUUCCUGCAUCGCUAGAUCAUCAUCAUCAUUUAAUUACUUAUUAAUCGCCCUCCAUCCAAGAUGCUCUAGGCGAUUUACAAGAUAAAAUAGUAAAGGAUAAAAAUACAUACAUACAAAUGAUGACCAAUGCAGUCUCGUCCAACUCUAUAAUUCGAUGAUUCUUACAAGAAGUCCCAACUGAGGCUUUGGUGACGCUCCAGAAGGACCACAAUGUCUGUCGUGCCUAUCAAAUCUGUCAUAGAAUCAUAGAAUUCUAGAGUUGGAAGAGACCGUGUGCGCCAUCCAGUCCAAAUCCAUUCGGCUAAGAAGCAGGAAAAUUGCAUUCAAAGCACCCCACACAGAUGACCAUCCAGCCUCUGCUUAAAGGCUUCCAAAGAAGGAGCCUCUGUCAGAACAAGCUUUUUCGGUGCCUCAACCCUGGACCUCUUGAGCUUUUGCUUUGGCCUCCAGAGCAAAUGGAAAUAGAAAACUGGAGGAUGUCUCCCUCUUACUCUUCCACAUUGAUGCUAAUCUUGGAGUGUUCAAUUAGUAUGGUUAUUGUUAUUGUUACUAUCUUUUAUCCCAACAUUCUCCUGAUAUAGAUUCUCUAGCCCUCUGAUCUUCCUGGGAGGAAGAGCACGUGGCUAAAGCAGCCUCCAGAAAGUAAGAGACCAGACAGGCCCACAUUUGCAGUUGAAAUCCCAAGCGAUCAAGCAGGAGAACUUGUGACUUUGGACACUGCAAUCCAGUUCUGGCUUCCGAAGGAGGCCUUGUGCCAACACUUUGGGACCAAGCUGGAUCUGGGUCUGACUUUAUUGCUAGGAGCAGCUGCAGCCACUUCUAAGUAUUUCUAAGCUUCGAGUCUUUUUGAAGAGCGAAAAGGAAUAUUGGUAAAUGCUGUUGUUGUUAUUUCUCCUUACAUUGGCCACUACUACAGCCACAAGAUGGCAGCAGAUUAUUUUUUUCCUGUGGCCCAUAAAUCAGCAGAACAAGCUCCACUUAAAAGCAAAUAAACGCAUCUGCAAAGCCUGACUAUUA
Molecule: messenger RNA, 6184 nt
Organism: Anolis carolinensis (green anole)
Lineage: Eukaryota; Metazoa; Chordata; Lepidosauria; Squamata; Anolidae
Gene: mis18bp1
Product: MIS18 binding protein 1
Exons: 18
Coding region: 607-4071 (1154 amino acids)
Cellular component (GO): chromosome, centromeric region
Source: RefSeq, a predicted model, not a curated record